AUGGUCGUAGUGGGAAAACAGCGCGAGGAGAAUGUUGCGGAGCCUGUGCUGGCUAGCUUGUUGACCGAUGACCAUUUUGGUCAUCCAACCGGGAACAUCGUAGAUGGACGCCACGAGUACGCGAUUGAAGAGAACCUCAAGGGCUUUCUGGGUGCUGCAUACUCCCUAGGAGCCAUUAUCUCCCUGCCUUUUGUCCCAUACGUCAACCAGCGAGUCGGACGACGGUGGACGAUCAUGUUUGGCUCAUGCGUGAGCUUGGCCGGGGCCCUUAUCCAGGGUUUCUCCAAUGGAGUGGCUAUGUACAUAGUCGCGCGUAUCAUUCUAGGAUUCGGAAUCCCCUUCUGCAUCGUCGCGGGGUCAUCUUUGCUGGGAGAGCUGGGUUACCCCAAGGAACGACCCAUUCUCACCUCGCUAUUCAACUCCUCCUACUUCAUCGGCCAGAUCAUCGCGGCAGCCGUGGGGCUGGGAACAGUGACCAUUGCUUCAGACUGGGCAUGGCGGAUCCCAUCUCUACUUCAGAUUGCGCCCGCUAUGAUCCAGAUCGCGACGGUGAUGUUCCUCCCGGAAAGUCCCCGAUACCUUAUUAGCAAAGACCGCUAUGAUGACGCCUUCGAUAUCCUUACUAAGUACCACGCGGAGGGUGACCGCAGCUCGAUCAUUGUCAAGGCUGAACUGGCGCAGAUCGAGCGCACCAUCAAGAUGGAACUCGAAGAGUCAAAACAAUCAUGGUGGGACAUGUUCCGCACAGCAGGUAUGCGUCGUCGACUGUUUAUCUCCGCUUUUCUCGGCCUGUUCACGCAGUGGUCCGGCAACACGCUCAUUUCGUACUACCUCAGUGACCUCCUGAACAUGGUCGGAAUCACCGACAGCGUGAUUAAGUCUAAGAUCAACAUCGGCAUCGCCUGCUGGGGUCUUGUCUGUGGCACUGCGCUGGCGCUGACAGCGCCACGCUUCAAGCGUCGGCCAAUGUACCUGACCUGUGCAAGCUGCCUGCUGUGCGUGUAUAUCGCAUGGACCAUCUCCAUGGAGCGCUUCAUGACUACAAAGGCUCAAUCCGCAGCCAUUGCGACCAUCUUCUUCAUUUUCGCCUAUUCGCCCGCCUACAACCUCGGCUAUAACGCCCUAACCUACACGUAUCUGGUCGAGCUGUUCCCUUAUAUGGGCCGCUCACGCGGUCUCUCCUGGUUCCAGUUCUACGGCCGCGGCGCAGCCUUUUUCGCCACCUACGUGAACCCCGUUGGUCUGGUGCGCAUCGCCUGGAAGUGGCUCCUGGUGUACUGCUGUUGGCUGCUAUUUGAGCUGGUGUUUAUCUACUUCUUCUUCCCUGAAACUGCGGGCUACACUCUGGAAGAGCUGUCGUUCUUGUUUGAGGAUAAAGAGAAGGCGAAUGAGGUUGCUGCAGCCGUCCACAAACAGCUCGAUAAGGAUGACAAGAAGAAAAAUGUCACAGCGCAUGUGGAGGUCCAAGAGACUAAAAAUGCUGUUUGA
Penicillium hordei is the source of this 1488-nucleotide messenger RNA. RefSeq lists its product as uncharacterized. Gene Ontology annotation, cellular component: membrane. The record is from RefSeq and is a predicted model, not a curated record. Gene Ontology annotation, biological process: carbohydrate transport; transmembrane transport. The transcript is spliced from 7 exons. Lineage: Eukaryota; Fungi; Ascomycota; Eurotiomycetes; Eurotiales; Aspergillaceae. Gene Ontology annotation, molecular function: carbohydrate:proton symporter activity. Bases 1 to 1488 code for a protein of 495 amino acids.